This is a messenger RNA of Suricata suricatta (meerkat), 2926 nucleotides long. RefSeq names its product FAM161 centrosomal protein A (gene FAM161A). The record is from RefSeq and is a predicted model, not a curated record. The transcript is spliced from 7 exons. Bases 369 to 2489 code for a protein of 706 amino acids. NCBI's taxonomy places the organism in Eukaryota, Metazoa, Chordata, Mammalia, Carnivora, Herpestidae. Gene Ontology annotation, cellular component: photoreceptor connecting cilium; cilium; ciliary basal body. Gene Ontology annotation, biological process: cilium organization.
UUCUAAAGUGUUAUUUCAACAAGUGAAAAUGCGCCUUUUUUCUCCUACAAAACGAGCUGGUUCAUUGGUGUAAUGUGAGAAGUGCGCGGUUAGGUGAAGCGCGAAGCUGGCCAAGAGGUACCCUGUUCUGCCCGCCAACCCUACAAACCUUCAAAGAUUUAGUACUCCCUAUCCAGAGGCGCUCAUCUUGGGUUCCCCGCAGCCAGAAAGAGUUUGAAUGACUUUUGGCCCCUUGCGGCCCCUGUAGCGUCCCUAGUUACCGAGCCCUUAGUAACCGCCCGCCCCGAGGAGCCGCCUGGGUUGCCCGAGGCCGCGCCAGCUUCCCCACCGCAGGCCAGCGCUGGCGCUCAGGCCUCGGCGGCCAGGUGAUGGCCGCCUCCAGCCUCCAAACUCCGGUAAAUCCCAGCACCAGAGCGCAGGACGCCCAGUACGAACGCCAAGAGCCUUCGGAGGCCCUGGGGGCGGCGGCCGUAUUGGAAGAGAAAGGCGAACCGGACGAGAAGGCAGUGCGGCCGGCGCGGGCGCGGACUGAUUUUAACACCACCAUUUCUGACGUGGAUGAACAAGCACACGUACGUGGUGAGGACUUGGUGGACUUCUCUGAUGUUUACCACUCUAAUGAAGAGUAUUUUAGGAAACUAGAAGAGCUGAAAGCUGCCCACUUGGAAGCUAUGGCAAAAUUAGAGAAAAUGUACCAGAAUAAAUUAAAUUUAAAGGAAGUUCAGCCAGUGGUCAUCAGGGAAGAAGCUUCUAGUGUUCCUUCCAGGUCUGAAUCAGAAAAGAACUCCUAUCACCCUAUCUCGUUAAUGACAUCCUUUUCAGAGCCUGAUUUAUGGCAGGCUCCCUCCUUGAUUUUGUCUUCCUCUGAAGACGAGUUGCCCAACUUAGAAAAAGAGUAUCCUGAGAAAACGAAAGCGAUGAGCUAUGCUAAAGAGCUCAUCAACAACAUGUGGACAAACUUCUCUGUGGAAGAUUAUAUUCGGUGUGGACAUGCUGACUUCCGAGUUGGAAAAACAAAGAAGAAACCAAAAGAAUGGGUGCCGAAGAUUACAGUACCUGAGCCUUUCCAAAUGAUGAUUAGGGAACAGAGGAAAAAGGAAGAGAACAUGAAAUCGAAAUCACAUACUGAAAUGGUACACCAACUGCUCAAAAAACAAGAGGAGGAGUCAGAGUGUAAGAAAAAGUUCCGAGCCAAUCCAGUUCCAGCAUUCGUCUUUUUCCCCCUUUAUCAUGACAUAGUCAAGCAGAAUGAAGAACGCAGGAGAUAUAUGAAGGAGAAAAACAAAGAAGCCCUUUUGGCCUCACAGAAGCCAUUUAAGUUUAUUGCAAGGGAGGAACAGAAGCAAGCAAUCCGGGAUAAGCAGAUGAGAGAUUUGUUUAAGUCUAAAAAGAAAACAAAUCGAUUUAAGGCCAGACCUAUACCUCGAUCUACUUAUGGUUCGGUUACCAGUGGAAAGUUAGAAGAAGAGCCCUGUGGAAAUAUUAGGACGCAACUGAGAGCCCAGGAGCUUUUAGAGAAUUCGUCUCCUCUGCCUCGCAGGUCAGGUCACAGAAGUUGUGCCACGAGGAAGCCCAAGGGUCCUGAACAGGCUGAAAAGUUGAAGCGUAAAUACAACUUUAAGUACCAAACUGCUGACUUUGAAGACCUUCCCAAGAGAUAUCAGAAAUGCCUCCAGGAACAGAAGUUUUCAAAAUUCCUAACUGUCCGUAACCUGUCUGAUCUUCACGCAGCCUCCAAUGCAUCCAUUGAGAGAGAAAAAAUUUUGGCAGACAUUGCAGCAGAUGAAGAACAUUUAAAAGAAACACGGCCUUAUCUGUCGCCAAGGCACAAGUCACCAGUAAGAAGCACAAGUGCAAAGCCUGUGCCUUGUAACUGCAACCCUCCGAUGCCCACAGUGUCUUCCAGAGGAAGAGAACAAGCCACAAGGAGAUCACUUGAGGAAAAGAAAAUGUUGGAAGAAGAGAGAAAUCGGAUCCUAACUAAACAGAAGCAAAGAAUGAAAGAAUUGCAGAAACUCCUGACAACCCGGGCUAAGGCUUAUGACUCACAUCAAAGUUUAGCUCAAAUGUCUAAAUCCAGAGUCCUGUCUCUCAGAAAGAGUGAAAAGGAAAGGAUGAGAGAAUACCAACGAGAACUAGAAGAGAGAGAAGAAAAAUUAAAAACCAGGCCACUACUAUUUGAAAGAGUUGCUCAGAAAAAUGCAAGAACGGCAGCAGAAAAGCAUUAUUCUAACACCCUAAAAGCACUAGGACUAUCUGAUGAGUUUGUUUCAAAGAAAGGCCAAAGUGGAAAAAUAUUUGAGUACAUCAUCAAUCAAGAGAUGAAAAGUUUCACUGAAGAUAAAGAAAGCCUUAAUGAAGAAGAAAGAAUAGAAGAAGGAGAGAAUGGGGAAGAAAAUUAUUUUAUUGAUACCAACAGCCAGGAUUCUUACAAGGAAAAAGAGGAAGCUGAUGAAGAGAGUGGAGAUGAGAAAUCUGUUAAGGAGUAACAUGGAAUCCGCGGGGUCUCCUGUGUGAGCCCCUGCAGGCGACUGCAGCCUUGGGCGUUAGCAUCUGCGCUCCUGCUGUUCAGAAUGUCAUCGGGACCCUGGGGUAACGUGCAGGGCUCUUGAGCAAGGUCAUAUGUAGCCUGAAAAGGCCGAAUCCAGCCAAAUGAAUGGUUGUUGGGUCAGAGUAAGGCUUUGGCUAUUCAGGUUUUUUAAUCACUACAUAUAAUUUUUGUGUGACUUUGAUCUUCUUGUAUUUUUAAAAAGCGUUUGAGAAUUGCGGUUGUCACAAAAAAAAAGUUAUAAAAAUAUGUGUUACUUCCUUUUUUGGGAUGGGAAAAAAAGUGGCUUAGCAUUGAGAGCAGCAAGAAGUAUUAGCUUUUGGUGAUUUGAAAUCAUUUUUCUGGGAAGCCCGAAUCAAUAAAAAUCUUAAAAUUUUA